This is a messenger RNA of Beta vulgaris subsp. vulgaris (sugar beet), 886 nucleotides long. RefSeq names its product MLP-like protein 43. NCBI's taxonomy places the organism in Eukaryota, Viridiplantae, Streptophyta, Magnoliopsida, Caryophyllales, Amaranthaceae. Gene Ontology annotation, biological process: defense response. The transcript is spliced from 2 exons. The record is from RefSeq and is a predicted model, not a curated record. The coding region runs from base 238 to 702 and encodes 154 amino acids.
GCAAGGGGGAAUUUGAACCUGUGACCUAUCCAACAACUCGAUCUUAACAAUUAGGUCAAGACAUCUUUGGUUAUAGUGAUACAGAUAUUAGUACAAAUAAAUAGGAGAUUACACAUUUCUUUUUCAUUUUAAACCCUGCAAAUCUUAUCUUUUAGCUCAACCACUUUUAAUAUUUAAAGCACAAUCUUUCUAAACAUUUAUUUGCUCACUAACAAACAUUUACAAGAGGGAAAAAGUAUGGAUCAUCUUGCUUGGGUCGAAGGUGAAACAAAGCUAAAGUGUGAUGCAGAAAAGUUUUUUGAAGUUUGGAGUCGUAAAUCAUACCUUGUUUCUCAACUGUGCCCUCAUAGAUAUCCCAAAAUUGAGCUGCAUGAGGGAGAUUGGGAUAAGGUUGGUUCUGUCCACACUUGGACUUAUGUUUGCAAUGAGGUCGGGGAACAUUCAUUUGUCAAGAUAAGAGUUGAUGAGUUCGAUGGAGAAAAUAGGUGUGUGAACUAUAGCUACGAAGAUGGAGCAGUCAUAAAGAACCACUAUAAGACUCUCAAGUCGAAGAUCCAAGUUACUCCGCAGGACGAGGGUUGCAUUGUGAAGUGGCAUUUUGACUAUGAGAAAAUGAAUGAGAAUGCUCCUGAUCCAAAUUUGUACAUCGACUUUCUGCUUGGCACUGCAAAAGACAUCGAUGCUUGUCUUUGCAGUGCUUGAUCGAUGACAUGCCAGUGUGCCAUGUUGUCAUGCAUGCUCAUGGUGCAUGCGCUGUUAUGUUGAUUAAUGAUUUACUAAUCUAUCCACCUAGUGUUCAGCGCACUUACUAUAAAUAGAUGAAUGAUGAAUAGAUGAUACGGUUGAUCGCAUGGGGAAAGUUUGUAUCGAAUGAUCUUAAUAUUUA